UACAAAUAAACAUUUUAUCAUAAAACAGAAAACAAUUUCUAUCGCAGAGUUCGAGUGAAGCCGUGAAUCACAACUCAUUUAAGACCUAAAAUCAAAUUAAAACGAGCGAUUUGAAACAUUUUUUUGUGAAUCGCAAGUGCUUAAGAUAGUGAGAAAUAAUUCAAAAUAGCGCCAAAAAAUAUUAAUUUUAUGCAUCUGCCAUCGGCAGAGCCUCAAAAAGCAAUCGAGAGGAAUUGGAAAAAUAGUGAAAUGUUGGUGGAAGAAGGUUCGAAUACGACAAAUAGCAGUAGUGCGUCACCACCAAAAUCAUUAGCUCCAAAUGAUUAUUGGUGGACUGAUCGAAUGGUUAUUCGUGCACAGGAAGAAUAUCCAGGUGAAUUAGUUCGAACAGGAAGUCCAUACUUCCUAUGUUCUGCAUUGCCUAAUCAUUGGCGAUCUAAUAAAACACUUCCAGUUGCAUUUAAAGUUGUGGCAUUAGGUGAUGUUCAUGAUGGUACAAUUGUAUCAAUUCGUGCUGGAAAUGAUGAGAAUUUUCAUGGUGAAUUAAGGAAUUGUACGGCAACAAUGAAAAAUCAAGUGGCUAAAUUCAAUGAUCUUAGAUUCGUAGGACGAAGUGGACGAGGUAAAAGCUUUACAAUAACUAUAACAGUUUCAACUUCACCGCCACAAGUUGCUACUUAUACGAAGGCAAUAAAAGUAACAGUUGACGGACCGAGAGAGCCGAGGAGUAAAAAUGCUCCAUCACCUGGAAGUCAUUUGAGGACAUUUAGUUUAAAUCAACGUAUAUUAGAAACGACACCAUAUUUAAGAGAUCUCGAGCCAUAUAGAAGAAAGUCAUUGUCACAAUUGAACAAUAAUUCAUCAAUUCAGACAGCAAAUACAAAUAUUCCUGCUAUUGAGUGUGGCUAUAAGCCAAAUGCACCACAAAUUCAAGAAAAUAACUUAAUGGGAGCUGCUGAAUGGACGGGAUACACGCCAACUGUCGCCUCAUCUUACCCUUCAUCAUAUCAAACAUAUGAUCAAUCAAGUAUAUUGCCGGCAGUUCUUCCGAAUGAUGGAAUUUCGUACAAUCCAUCGGAUUAUCAUUGUGGAUCAACUGGUGCACAAAAUGCAGCAUCAUAUGCUAGUGCUGGUCAGUUUACAUCUCUAACACCUUGGACAAAUGAAGUAGAUCAAUAUAAUUAUGGAUAUAAUAGUUAUCAACCGUACUCUUGUCAAUCUGCUGUACAGUCUCAAUAUCCACCACCCCCACCACCUGCAUCAGCCCAAACAACAAUGCUUUUAUAUCCACAAGUUUAUUCAACUGUAAAUCAAAAUCAAAUUCAUCUACAUCUACACGGAAGUGAUAAACUUGUUGAACAGUAUCUCGGUAAUGCCACAAAUACAAUGCCAUCGGAUAGUAGUGCAUUUGCAUUAGGCGGCAGUGGUGUGAUAGCAAAUAAUAUAAACCAUAAUCAGCGAGCGAUUGGAGGUCUUGAACUUCCGAUGAUUACACAAGCUGAUGAUGUAAAGCUUCAAGAACAAACAGUCGAUCAAGAUGUCAAUGAUCAAAGUGUUUGGCGACCUUAUUGAAAUUUUAUAUUUUUUAUGUAGAAACUACCAAACGUUCCAUUAAUUAAGUUAAAAUUCUUGUAAAGAUUAUGUAGCAUACUGAUUUAAUGUUAAUGGCCGUGAUGCUGUGCGAGUUUUUUAACAGGCUUUUUGAAAUUUAAAUGAACUGAAAUUUAAGAUCUAGGAAUCUCAUGACAAUAUGAGAUAUGAAUGAAUUCAAGCCUGUCCGCAUACUAGCACAUUCAUCCAGCAGAAAAAGCACAUCCUUACAUUAUGUUUUAAGUAGGAAAUGAAUUUUUAACCUUUUAUUAAAGAUUAAAAUAAAAAGAGAAAAUUUUAAAAGACUA
Messenger RNA from Chironomus riparius, 1898 nucleotides. The record is from the annotation of a GenBank genome assembly. NCBI's taxonomy places the organism in Eukaryota, Metazoa, Arthropoda, Insecta, Diptera, Chironomidae.